This is a messenger RNA of Apodemus sylvaticus (European woodmouse), 583 nucleotides long. Its product is annotated as regulator of G-protein signaling 7-binding protein. Gene Ontology annotation, biological process: G protein-coupled receptor signaling pathway. NCBI's taxonomy places the organism in Eukaryota, Metazoa, Chordata, Mammalia, Rodentia, Muridae. Gene Ontology annotation, cellular component: nucleus; neuron projection; postsynapse. The record is from RefSeq and is a predicted model, not a curated record. The transcript is spliced from 4 exons. The coding region runs from base 59 to 433 and encodes 124 amino acids.
UGGUGAGAUCCAUCCCGAAAUCUGCCGGCUUUACAUCCAGCUGCAGUGUUGCCUAGAGAUGUACACAACGGAGAUGCUGAAGUCCAUUUGUCUGCUGGGGUCUCUUCAGUUUCAUCGAAAAGGAAAAGAAGCUAGUGGGGGAGCAAAGAGUUUGGACAGCAAAACUGAGGAGAAUGCUGAAACACCUGCCCUGGAGGACUCCUUGUCAUCCCCUCUAGAUAGCCAGCAGCAGUCCUGGCAGGUCGCCACAGAUAUUGAAAACACCGAAAGAGACAUGCGAGAAAUGAAAAACCUUCUUAGCAAACUCAGGGAAACGAUGCCUUUACCACUGAAAAAUCAAGAUGACAGCAGCCUUCUGAAUCUAACUCCCUACCCCAUGGUCAGAAGACGGAAGAGAAGGUUCUUCGGGUUAUGUUGUCUUGUCUCAAGCUAGGUGGUUUCCCCGGAAACUCACCACCAAGAUCACCUGAGAAACACCACAGAACCGGAAGACCUCCACACAGCGGAACACCAAGAACGGUUUUGACCAUGUUUUCUAUGCUUCCUUAUUAGUUUAACUGCCUCUCCUUGCCCUUUUAAAUGA